This is a messenger RNA of Hemicordylus capensis (graceful crag lizard), 2019 nucleotides long. It is a transcript of the gene FBXO15, whose product is annotated as F-box protein 15. Gene Ontology annotation, molecular function: protein binding. The record is from RefSeq and is a predicted model, not a curated record. The transcript has 10 exons. Lineage: Eukaryota; Metazoa; Chordata; Lepidosauria; Squamata; Cordylidae. Bases 182 to 1756 code for a protein of 524 amino acids.
AUCCGAAAGCUUUGCGAAAUGAUCUGAUCCACCCCUCCAGCAACGCUACGAGAAUGAAGCGCGGCGAGAAAACCACUUGCACUAAUUGGAGGGACGCCGGCGGAGGAGGAGCUCAGCGUAGGACUACCUCUCAGAGUCGCGAAUUCGGCUUGGCGGCGGCGGGAUUCUUAGUGAGGUUGCCAUGGCGACAGGACGCGGCUGGAUUUUGAGGCAGCACAGCAUAGGAAUAGGAUACCUUCGCCCGGCGGAGCCUGCCUCCUCCAGCGUGGGCCAGGCGCCCUCCCCUCCAGAGCCACCACAGGCUAAUCCCCGCUCAGUCCUCGUCGGCGCCCCCGCUUGGGAUAGUGCGAAGUUGAAAUGCUCACCUAUUACAGGUAUGCAGCUCUCUAAAAUAAAAGAGAUGCAUAUUUGCAUGCGACACCGAAAGUCUUCUAUGAAAUCAAAUUCUACCAUAGGAAUAGACAGCAUGCCAUCAGAGAUACUGUUGAAGAUAUUCUCCUACUUAGAUGCUCUGUCCUUGCUGUGUUCUGGCUGUGUGAAUAAACAAUUUUAUCAGCUGUCCAAUGACAAUUCGAUCUGGUUCAAAAUAUAUUCCAAAUGUUUCCCCCCUAAAAGAAAGCUAUGGAAGAUUGAAUCAGUCCAGAAGCCAGCGGUCCCAUUGAGCCUUCUUGAGUUAGGAUUUUGGAAGAAAGAGUACAUUGUGAAAAAAAUAGCUGCUGGCAAAGAUGAUAUAAUUCAGCUAUUGAAGCCCAUAAAUACUUAUACUGGCCUUCCGGUUAAAACUAAAGAAGCCAUAAAGAUAUCUGGUUUGAAAUGGGUGAUCAUACUGAAGGACAAAAAUGGAAAGGAACAUGUAAUGCGUCAUAGAGACAUCUUUUUUAAUGAGACGUCUGUUACUGUAUUCUGGUAUAGUAUACAGUGGCCUUCUUUAGCUUCCUUGUCAAGUUUACAGUUAUGUGGAGUGACACCAGUACUUCUAGGUGAGGAUGACGCUUGCUUCAAGAAUGGUCCUAGGCGCCGUUCCUUAAUUUCUGAAUAUGAGAUGGCUAAUCUGACUAAAAAUUGGUUGAUUGGUCAUGACGCUCUUGUUGAACUUUACCGUGUUGACCAUGAACUCUUGGUGGGACUUUGGAAGAAAAGUGAAAUUGCUUUUGUUAUGGCAAGUCUUCAUUACCAUCAGCUCAUUGAGAGAAGCACCCUUGGCUCGGCUACAACGAGGUAUACUGCAGCCCCACAUAAGGUUAUCUUGGAUGAUAGUGACCCAGAGUAUGGCAUGCACAGCUAUCAGCUGCACAUCGACAUGCACAGUAGAGGAAAUACUUACAUGUGUAGCACAUUCCGUAGUUUGUUUUGUAGAAAAGAUUACAUUAGAAAUGGAUACUUGAGGCUUAAAGUGAUAAGUCUCAAAAAUAAUUCACAACAUCUACCUCUUGUUGAAAUGGCUGGUUUCUCAUGGAAAACAGAUGCACUUGGUGGCAGUGUUCAGAAUUGUUUCAUUAUGGAUGUGACUGUUUUGGAUGAUUCACAAAAGCCGUUUUGGUGUUUUAGUGCCCCAGUCAAUAUGGAACUCUCUUCAAAACGAUCAACCCUCUAUGAGUAUUUGGGACCCAGCUAUUUUCUGAAGCAUACUGAUUCAACUGGAGAAGUAUAUGUGGAGCUGGUGUGGAUGGAAGAAACAAAAGAAUACUAUAUAGUCAAUCUGGUCCUCUAUUUGAGCACCCAAAAAGUGAAUAGCUGGUUUGGCACAGAUUAUUGACUUGUGUUUGUUGAAGAAUAGUGAUUUUUUUUUAUGACUGUUCUUUUGGAUUUUUAUUUGUCAAUUAAAAAAAGCCCCAUAAGUUAUAUUUGUAAAAAUGCUCAUAUUGGUAAUCUAUGAGCUAAACAAAAUGCUUAUUUUAAGGGGCAGCUUUUUAUUUUGGUACUGGAUAUAAAGUUACUUUUAGGAAGGAAUGUGUUAGAGAUAUUCAGAGUUCAGAUAUUCAUCUCAUUGUAUCCUACAAUAAACAUUUAUUUGUAUCA